AUGACGACUGCAUUUCCUCUUCUUCGUCUACCGUACCUUGUACUUAUGCAUGCCUUAAAACAAAUGGAAUUUCUGGAUAGAAUCGCAUUCUCUAUUCUUUCCAGACGGACUAGAAAGUACGUGAAACUACUCAAAAUGAAUAGUAAGAAUGUCAAUUUGAAAUGGAAUGGUAACAGAAUCGAUAUGAUAGUGUUUUGUGAUUUUACUAGAGUAUUGGAAGCGAAUAUGUAUAUCGAUGAAUAUCAACAAAGCUUUUUCAAGAAUCGAUAUAAACCGGUUUAUUCAUGGCGCGACAGUAGUCUACUUCCAGUGGACUACGUCCUUUCAAUUAUGGACGUCAUGGAUUGCAAGUUUAUCGAUAAGUUCAUAAUCGUUAAAAUUUCUGAACACGAUUGUCUUCCAAUCAUCGCAAAACUUCCAAAAAUUGAUGAAGUCGUUGUUCAACAUGAUUGGCCUGACGUUCCUUCUUACGAAGCAUAUUUUCAAAAAGAAAGACAACUUCGUAGAGUUCUGAAAACUGUUUUGCCAUUAUCUCCUGCAGUUUUUAUUACCUAUCAAUUCCAAAACCGCAAUCACCUCCGAGAAAUUCUCAAUGGACAUUUUGACGCGGUGAUUUUAAUGCGGUCCGGCAACUGGAUUACUCUUAAUGAUUUGUGGAUUACAAACGCUAAGACACUUGAGAUUCAUACAAAAAAGAUUAACAUGGAAGACCUAAACCGCUAUUUCAAGUUGUGGACAAAGAAUAUAUGCAAUGAUCGACUGGAAUACUUGGAAGUCGUUUUGGGACUGACAGGAUUGCUUUUGAAUUUGAUAUAA
This is a messenger RNA of Caenorhabditis remanei, 816 nucleotides long. RefSeq lists its product as uncharacterized. The record is from RefSeq and is a predicted model, not a curated record. Lineage: Eukaryota; Metazoa; Nematoda; Chromadorea; Rhabditida; Rhabditidae. Gene Ontology annotation, molecular function: protein binding. The transcript is spliced from 3 exons. Bases 1 to 816 code for a protein of 271 amino acids.